Diabrotica balteata is the source of this 4162-nucleotide messenger RNA. Lineage: Eukaryota; Metazoa; Arthropoda; Insecta; Coleoptera; Chrysomelidae. The record is from the annotation of a GenBank genome assembly.
AUGAGUUACACUGGCAUAGAUCAAGAUUCUAGUGGAGACUGUUCUGGUAGAAACUGCAGUUUUUCUGAUAAUAAUGGAGCUGUGCCUAAAUUUAAGUUUCCAGCACCUCCUAGGAUUUCAAAAAGUGCAAACAAUUCGUUAAACUCUUCGUAUUCAGACAGUUCCCAAUCUACCAGCGAUGGCAUUAGAUUCAACAGAAGCUAUAACAUAUCCAAAAAGAGACAUAAAGCCUCAACCCGACAUUUACCCCCUUUGGGUAUAUACUGGGACAUUGAAAAUUGCCAGGUACCUAAACAUAAAAGUGCAACAGCUGCCGUGCAAAAAAUAAGAGAAGUAUUUUUGCAGAAUUAUAGAGAGUCUGAAUUUGUAGUUGUCUGUGAUGUUAAGAAAGAAAGUCCUCAGAUUGUACAGGAAUUGCAUGAUGCACAAGUGAUGUUAGUGCAUGUAUCCUCAAUUUCGAAGAAUGCUGCUGAUGAAAAGUUAAGGCAAUCACUGCGAAGGUUUGGGGAGCUACAUCCACCACCUUCUGCAGUUCUUUUAAUUUCUAGUGAUAUAAAUUUUGCAGCAGAUCUUGCUGACUUGAGGUAUAGAAGGAAAAUCAGGGUUAUUUUAGUACAUAAUGUUAAUAUAGCAGAUGCUCUAAUAUUGUGUGCAAAUGAGCAUCAUUUAUUUUGUCAAUUGAUGAAAGAUAUACCAGCUUGUACAACAAAGUUUUUCAGUCCAGGUCCUGUGUAUGUAACUGUUACCAAUUUACCUAAACAUGUGGAACAUCUAAGGAUUAGGAACAGAUUAAAAGUUAUAGUGGAAAAUUGUGGUGGGAAAAUAUUUAAUGUGAAGUCCAUUGAUGGAACAGCAACUGUGAAGUAUACUACUUUAGAUAAUGCAACCAGGGCGCAAAGAAGAAUCCACGGAGAAGAUGUUUUUUGGAAAUAAAUUAAGAGUUUCUCCGGCAAUAAGAAACUUUUCAGGUCACACGAUCAAAUAUGCAGAUCAAUCUUUUCAUUCUUAUGAUAUGCCUCCUCCCCCACCGCCAGGCUUCACACCAGAUUCUUACUUUAAUGGGAACAGUAACAAAGAUACAAGGAAGCCCCUUCAGAAUUCAAGCAACCAGCAAGUCCAGCAGCUGGUCGAUGCUUGCGCCUUCAGACCCAUCAGGGGCGCUUCGAGUGUAUCACCAAUGGAUGUUUGCUACGACAGUUCGUGGUGGAACAGAAGGGGUCUAGAGCGCAAGUCGUCCCAAGAUCAAUUAUUGAAUGCUGUAAGCAAUCUUCCUACCCGUAGUCACAAGAAUAGCGGAAGUUCAGAAUAUACCAGCGAUGAACAGAAAACGGGAUAUUCCAGUGAGAGUGACGUUAAGAGUUUACAAUCCAACCAACCAGUAGAUUUAGUAAUUUCUAAUUUAGACCCAACUAUAGAACCAAAGGAACUCAAAAGACUGCUUACAAAUAUGCUCAAAGAGUAUGCUAUGAUACUAAGCUUAAAUAUUACAGUACAAAACGAUGGUAUGCCCAUAGCAAACAUCAGGGUAAAUGGGCAAAGAGAAGCCCAGUUUACAAUCUCACAGUUGCAUAGGCAAAAGUUAGGACACAAAAGAAUUAUCAUAUCCUACGCGCAGAGUUCGUCGCCGUAUCCUGAAGAACUUAGAUCUAUGGUUAUAGAACUAUUACAGGAAGUACCUGAUCAAUGCAUGCCCCUAUUUAAAUUCAUAAAUUUAUUGGAAUCACGUUAUCACUGUACCGUAUCAGUAUCAGAAGUUAACAAACUAAAAGACAUUUGUAAGAUAACAGACUGUCUAGGAUCUAGGAUAAUAUCAUUAAACCAAGAAGUUAAGACGUCUCCUCCUCCAAAUUUAUCCAGGACAUUUGUUCAGUACUGCACGAUACAUUGUCCAAAUGGUGUUCAGAGCCGAGGUUGGUGUGAGUUAAGUGUAAUUCAGACGCCAAAUAUUAAAAUGUUACUAAAAGUAUUCGCAAAUAAGCUUCUAGUACUAUUAAAAUUACAUUUGGGUGUGAUGCAUCUUCUCAGCUUUCAGGCGUGCUACGAACAAGAGUUCCAUGAGCCGUUGCCAGUAUACGAUGGAGGUGUGCCGUUGGAGCAUCUCGUUACCUGUGUACCAAAUAUAGAAAUAAAACUCGUAGGACCAAAUAAAAAUAUUAAGAUUAUUAGAUAUCUUGACUCUACGACCGAAGAAACUGAUGAAGAUUCAGUGCUAAAAUCUGUUCCACCUCCGCUUGCACCAAAUAUAAGUCUUUUGUGCCGAGAACUAAUAGAUCUUUUGAAAACCCAAGAACGAUGUCAGUUACUCAUGAGCAAAUUCAUUCCGGCAUAUCAUCACCAUUUCGGAAGACAGUGUAGAGUUGCUGAUUAUGGAUACACCAAAUUGUUAGAUCUUUUUGAAUCGAUUCCACAUGUUAUACAGAUACUCGGCGAUGGCACCAGACGCGCCAUAACGCUUUCGCACUCUGCUCAAGUGCGCCGUUUCACCUCGGAUCUCCUGCGCGUCCUCAAGGUCCAACCUGCCAAACAAAUAUCCCUGACUGACUUUCCCUUGGCGUACGAAAAAGUGAUCAACAAACCAUUUAACGCAUUCGAAUACGGACUGUGCACCUUUGAAGAUUUACUACAAGAAAUUUCUGAGAAUACGGUAGUUGUCAGUCAGAAUGAAAACGGGGAGUUCGUUAUAGCAGUGCCCAAGAGAGAACAAACUGCCGAGGAGAUCAUGAGAACCAAACAGUUCGCUGCAGAGGUGAUCGAUUUGCUUCGCCAUUCUCCUUAUUAUACGAUGUUCUUCAACAAAUUCGUCCCAGCAUACCACCACCACUUCGGACAUCAAUGUAAAGUAUCAAACUAUGGUUUUACCAAAUUGAUAGAACUCUUCGAAGCCAUACCAGAUAUAGUGAAGAUCGAAGAAUUACCCGACGGAGAAAGAACUGUCAGUUUAACAUUACCUCAGGCUCUGAAAGUAUUAGGAUUUCAAAUUGUACAAUUAAUCAAAUCGUUACCACAGACGUCCCUUCUUCUAAACGAUCUGCCUAAAGUAUACCUAGCGGAAUAUGGUUACCCUUUAAAGCCACAGUUGUAUGAAUGUAUAUCAGUCUCGGAGGUGUUAACGAAAAUUUCAGAUUAUGUUCAGAAUGUUAUUUACUUUCAGGUCAACAACAGCAAUGCUGGUUUAUUGCUUGUUGCGAUUGAAGUAGACACGAUUCCCAGUGUUCUGACGGUCAGAUCUUGGGCAUUACUGCUGAAGUCUCCACAUUGUCUAGAUCUUAGUACCUUCCGGUAUGAGUAUCAGUCGAGGUACAACAGCAGCUUCUCAAUGGAUGGACUACAACAGAUCGGGAACGUAAUUUCGCUAUCAUUAAACAAUGAUGCAAACUACAUAUCCUUGACGAACUUGUACGUCCUGGCAGCUCAAUUGUAUCACGUCCUCUACAAGAACGGCGGCAGCGCCCUAUAUUGCAACAUAGAAAAGUUAUAUCAAGAUUUCUACGGGAAAGCUCUGAAGCUGAGUUCGUACCAAAUUUAUUCAAUAGACGAUUUCUACAAUCACUACAACCUCAUGUUUUUCAUCAGAAGCAGCAAAAAGAAGACUGUGGUGGUACUCAAUAGAAAUCUAGCUGAGCAUUUCGUAUCUUUGCCACCGUCCAUGUUCAAGCACAACGACGCGGUGGGUAAGAGAGACAGUCCCAAUAAUUGGCCCCCACCUCCUCCACUAGAGAUGGUACCAACAAACAUCAAGCGAUCUUGUCCUCCUAAGCCUGAUACUCCACCAACACCGGAUAGCAAUCCUUGGAACGUUUGGGCGAUCAAUUCUCCGUUCGAGAGUCGCUUAAACCUGUCGAUACAAAUGCCCAUCAUUCAUAAUCCACAGCUGUUGGGCAAUCCUGAUACUUUGAUUUCACCUGCGCGCCAUCUAUUACCGCCCGUGAAAUAUCUGUGGAAUGGAAUCAUGCCGUCCAUAUCUUCUCCGGACCCGUCGGAUUUACCGAUGCCGGAUAAACUGAUGCUUAAAGGUGGAGUUGCAGAUGAUUCACAAGAUUCUGGUGUUAACAUAAAACUGGAUAAUUCUCCUUCAGAUACAGAAAACGAUGCUGCUACUUCUACAAAUUUAGGUGAAAAUGGAAAACCAUCCUUUGCAACUUUCCUAAACUUUAGUAGUUAA